Hyalella azteca is the source of this 7622-nucleotide messenger RNA. RefSeq lists its product as uncharacterized. Gene Ontology annotation, molecular function: metalloendopeptidase activity. The transcript is spliced from 17 exons. NCBI's taxonomy places the organism in Eukaryota, Metazoa, Arthropoda, Malacostraca, Amphipoda, Hyalellidae. Gene Ontology annotation, cellular component: plasma membrane. Gene Ontology annotation, biological process: Notch signaling pathway; membrane protein ectodomain proteolysis. Bases 642 to 5426 code for a protein of 1594 amino acids. The record is from RefSeq and is a predicted model, not a curated record.
UUCUGCUAAGCUUUCUUUGUGGUGGAAGAUGUGCACUUGUAUUUUCUUGUUGAUGUCACAAUAUAACGUUACCUGUAAAGUUUGAUUGCGCGCCAUUCUUGUUCCUUCAUUCAUGUUAAGUUUUUAAAGGACUUGGAAUGCCUUUUCAGCUUCCUUUUGGUUUUCCCAUCUGAGUGAUCGGUUGCUCCGCGCCUUCGGGCUUUGUGUUGCGAAUCUCCCGUCGCCAACAAACUGUGUGAUCGCAAAGUUAUUAUUCCACGUUUUAAAACACGUGAUGAAUUGGAGGAAGUGUCUCCCGUCCGAUUAACGUAUCCUUACUAAUUACAUAUGUUCAUAUUUCCAGGCAUGUAGGAUUAAAGAUAUUCUCAUACAAAAGGCUGUCAAAAUAUCACAAGUGUUUUUUUUUCUUCGAGCUUAGCUAGUGGCUAGUGCCAGUUGACUUCUGUCGUUUGUGGUCCAGAAAUUUAAUCCUUGUUGGACUGAUGCAGAAAUACCUAGUUGAUUGAUAUGCAGUAUCAUGGGAAGUCACUGUAGAGAAGACCGCAGAAAGGUUCAGUUCUUGACGAAGGAGGCUCCAAGUUUGCGUGGUGUCUCGAAGAUUUUGUUCAGAGCAUCGGGGCUCUCAAUUCGCACUCGCCUCUAUGUGCGGACCAGUUCCUGAAGCCCAUGGGGCUCCCAUACCCGCGGUAAAUCCUCGAACUAAAAGAAGAAAAUCUUUUAAAGGGAGCUUCAUUGGUGGAAACCAUAAAAUUUUAAUAAGUUCCAUCGACCCAGUUGAUAAGAGCAUACCAAAGUUGCCACUAUUUUCAGACUCGAGCGGCGAGGGCGAGUCUAAGCAACGAGCAAAAUGUCGAGGAUAUUGCUGUAGGUCCAACAGUCCAGAGUUUGAGAGGAAGUGUGUCAAUGUUGAGUUAUGUGAGACAAACGACAGGUUGACGGCUGCUAGGGAUCCUUACUUCAAGUCUGUCGAUUCCACUUAUUAUACAGCGUCUCGUGGCAGGACUAAACGUGAUGCUUGUGGUGCUCCAUCGGCGUUCAAGUGCUGCGCAAGGAGAACAGAAUUACGCCGUCCAUAUAGACAAGUGUUACUUUGCAGUUUAUGUAAUUCAAUGAAAGAAAUACACCAGAUUUUUUUCAAGUUUUUCAAGAUUAUUCUUCUGUUACUCCUGACAGACUCAAGUUUCGCCAUUACCGAGGGGCUGGUGCUGAGCGCCCACAUCCGUCACUUCGAGCCCGUGUUCUUCGAGCGCUCGUUGCUGCAGCAGCAACACGCACGGGUCAAGCGGGACGUCGACCACGAACUGCAACUGCGCUUCCACGCACACAAUAGGCUCUUCCAUCUUCGCCUGCGUCGCGACGCCAGCGUCUUCAGCCCCGAUGUGGAGUUCGAGUCCUCCGAUGGCGCCGUCAACUUCGACAUCCAUAAAACUUACAGCGGAUACCUUCACGACGACGACCAGACUGAGGUGGAAGGGCUGGUGACGUCGGACGGGCUCUUCGACGGCCAUAUCCGCUCGCCCAACGAGCUGUACUACCUCGAACCCGCUCACAGGUACUUGAAGGACGUAGAGUUCCACUCUGUGAUGUACAAAGCGUCGGACGUGCUCGACCCCAGCAGCGACGACUGCGCUUCUCAGAAGCUUCACGACCGCGGAGGUCUUCGCUAUACCGACGACACCUACAGAAAGAAUAACAGUGCGGAUAAUUCUGCUGCUGUUGCUGCUAGCGGCAUACAUCCUAAGCUUCUGGCGGCCGUAAGCGCGAGAAACAAGAAACUUUCUUUGGAACAACAGGGAUUAGAAGACGAGGGUGGAUCCAACGGUCUUCAGAGCCCAGAAUAUCAAGAGAAGAGCCUUAAGAACGCUCGGUUGUUUAUUGAGCAGCAUAAUGCCCCUGCACCCUCCUCAAGUGCGGCCAGCCCCGGGGACUGGGUUGGGGAAGAAAAAAUAAAAGGCAGGUCUACUAAUCGGCUUUUCCCUGAGCUCUUGAAGAUGACGCCUCCACACAACUCCACGCGAUUCAAGAGGUCUGCGGUCGACCCCAGCAAGACGACCUGCAUGCUCUACCUGCAGGCCGACCAUCUCUUCUACGAGCGCAUCGGGUCCGAGGAGGCCUGCAUCGAGUCCAUCACCCGUCAUGUGCAGCGCGUCAACUCCAUCUAUAAAGUGACAGAUUUCGACCGGGACGGCAAGCCUGACGACAUCCGCUUCAUGAUCAAGAGGAUCAAGAUCCACAACCAGCACGCGCUCAGCGACCCCGCCUACAGGUUUCCCAACAACUACGGCGUAGAGAAAUUCCUCGAGCUCUUCUCAGAAGAAGAUUACGAUUCCUUCUGCCUUGCCUACAUGUUCACGUACAGAGACUUUGAAGGCGGCACGCUGGGCCUGGCAUGGACCGGCGACCUGAAGAACGCUGGGGGCGUGUGUGAGAAGAACGGCCACUACCGCGGCAGUCUUAAGUCUCUGAAUACGGGGAUCGUGACUCUACUGAACUACGGCAAGCACGUGCCGCCGGCCGUGAGCCACGUCACACUUGCCCACGAGAUCGGCCACAACUUCGGCAGCCCGCACGACCCUGAGCACGACACCACGUGCACACCUGGUGGCGAGGACGGCAACUACAUCAUGUUCGCCAGAGCCACGAGCGGCGACAAGCUGAACAACAACAAGUUCUCGCCGUGUUCCCUGAAGAAGAUCAACAGCGUCCUGAACAGCAAGGCGCGCGACUCCAAGGGCUGCUUCACCUUCCCGCAGGCCUCAAUCUGCGGCAACGGGGUAGUGGAGGCUGGGGAGGAAUGUGACUGCGGGUGGGAGGAAGACUGCGACGACCAGUGCUGCUUCCCCAUGGUCACCAACCCCAGGAAGGGGCACCGCCCCUGCGAGCUGCGCCCCAACAAGAUAUGCUCACCCUCUCAGGGUCCAUGCUGCACGCACGAAUGUUUGCUCAAGGAGGGCAACAAAUGCAGGGACGACAACGGCUGCCGUGACACGGCCUUCUGUGACGGCCGGGGCCCUCAGUGCCCCCCAUCCGUCAACAAGCCUAAUAAGACGAUAUGCAACAAGGAGUUCGUAUGCUACCGAGGGGAGUGCACAGGCAGCAUCUGCCUGGCGUACGGCCUGGAGAGCUGCCAGUGCCACCGCAGCGCCGGCGACCCCGACACUAAAAGCUGUGAGCUCUGCUGCAAACUGCCUGGCGAAGACCAGCCUUGUCUGUCCUCGUUUGACUGGAACGUCUACCCUUACAACAUCCCCGACAUGUACGCCAAGGCGGGCACUCCAUGCGACGACUACAAGGGAUACUGCGACGUGUUUAAGAAGUGCAGAGAAGUUGACCCGUCGGGGCCAUUAGCCACCCUGCGCAAGUUGCUGCUGAGCGACGAGUCCCUAGCGAGCCUGCAGGAGUGGCUGCAGCAGCACUGGUGGGCCGUCACUCUGCUGCUGCUCGCUGUCCUCGUCCUCUUGCUGGUGAUCGUGCGCGUGUUUGGCAAGCAGCCGUGGGGCAGGAUGAGGAAGUCGAGCAGGUCAGCCCGCAAGAGGAAGAAGACUGUCAUCCACAAGAAUCCUACCAAUGGGAUACAGUAUCCUGCAAUGAGUCCUGCAGCCUCAGGAGCUGUCCUAGACUCUGCGAACUUCGUGGUGCACCCGACCGUCGUGCGCACCAACCUGCCGUUCAAGCGGCGUGUCAACGAAGUGAGGCGCGCGGCGACCAAGGCCAAGAGGGCGGCUAAGAGUACGCUUGGCAGGCCCAGCAGGAAGGCUGCUAAACGAGGCGAGUCAGCGGCCGGCAAAAGAAGUGAUCAAAGCGCGGCCAAAAAAGGUGAUGAGACCGGCGGGAAGAGAGCAGUUUGCGUGGACCGGCGUGCAGAAGCUUCCACCACACAAGCCUCUGGUGGUGCUAGCGGAGCGACUACAGCCGUUGCUACGGCCGCCGUACAUGCCAAUGGCAUUACAACCGUCCACGCCACCUCUGCUGCAGCCAUUCCUUCCACUUCCGCUAAGCCAAAGCAAAAAGAGAGUCUCUCUAGUAGAUUUUCCAUAAUUAAUUUUAAAUCUUUUAGACCUAAGAGCCUUAGUCCAGAUAAAUAUAAGAUAACGAUAAUAGAUAAACGAAAAUUGAAGAAACAAAUACGAUCUAAAUCUGCUGGCAAAAAACCCGACCCGAGAGGACUCAGUCCCGAGAAGCACAGACGAGAGCAUGAGACCAAAGUAGCCUCCAUGGACCUGGUGGACCAUGCACACCGCAACAGAAGUCCGCAGAAGAGGGCCACCAUGGACGAUGAUCGGCGUCAGAACCGAUAUCGUGGAGGAGCGCCCGCCUCUCGCAGUCCCAACAAAGCUCGCCGUCAGACGCUGCCUACGGCCGACCUGAGCCGAGUCAGAGGUCGCGACAAGCUCCAAGUGCCUUCAGUUGAGGGGAACUGGCUCAUCCAAAAGUUUUUGGCAGACGAAGAAAGGAUUGCCAAGCCUUACGCGGAAGGGUCUUUUGGUGGCUCCGUCACAUCCAUGAAUGCACUCAUUAAUGGAAGCUGUAAUGGUAGCCCGGUAAUGCCACGUAUCGGUUACGGGUCAUCUCGCGCUCUUCUCCAUGACUCGGUGACCGCUAGUCCUGUCAGAGGCAUUGUUAAUGAAGCGUUCUUAAGUUCUCCACGUGGUGCUAGAACUCACAGUUCCCUAAGAGUUACUAAAUCGGUGAGCCCUGAUGACGUGGACCUUGUCUUCAAUUCUAAUAAAUACCGCCGAUCCAUCAGCAUGGAAGCUUACAGUCAAGCCGCUGUUAGCCCUGAUAAACGAAAACGCCCCAAAAGAGACGAGGGAAGUAGUUCUGACAAGCGACGUAGGUUUAGUAGUCCCGAAAAGGCUAAAGAAUUGAAUGUAGUUGUUCCACGACGGUAUGAAUUUGGGGAGAGUUCGCAUUUUGGUAGAAAUUCUGCAUCACCUCUUUCUUCUCGAGCUGGUUCUACUCAGUCUUCUGGAUCUACUCACUCAACUUCAGGUGAUCGAAUCCCAAGAGAAAAACUCUCGGUUGUGACUGGCACAACUGGUGGCAGUGCCUUAAGUAUAAUGGAGCCUACAGAAAUUUUGGAAACAGCAAGUUUACACUCGGCUGGCAAGUCUGUUUUAGACACGGCCAGCUUGCACUCAAGUCAAAGAGCGAUUCUUGAGACCCCAAGCCUACGAAGUUCGAGUAGCAAGAUCCUUCCAGAUACGUUAAGUUUGCGGUCCAACAGCAGAGAUGCCGCGAUCAGUGGCAGCCCCGCGUCCAGUGCCAAUUGUCUCCCUGACUCGAUGAGUUUACAUUCUAGUGGCAAAAGUUUGCUGCUUGACAACAGCAGCCAUCACUCGAGGGAGAAAAUUCCUCCUGAUAACAAGAAGGAAGUUAUUUUCGGGGCUUCGCUUGUUGAGUCUGAAACUAAAAACACAAACUGAAUCUUAAUCUUGUAGAUUGUUCCAUAUAGUGUGAUAUCAGUAGGCCUAGGCGACCUUUUGACCUGCCAAUCAAGUAAAGUUUUUUAUUCAACGCGUGGCGAUUUUUGCAGCGCAAAUUUCUGCUACGUUGGUGCACCGAGUCUACUUCUACAGGACUUCCUUAGCCUUAAGCGUAUGCAAUAAAGUCGCUUCUCUCAGCUAAGUUCUUUAUUCCAUCAAAAAUGUCUCUUUUCUGUCUUUGGGCUUUCAUGAUGGACAAGAAUAUUUCAAUAUUUUCACUGGUGAUGCAGGCCGUUUAUACUCAUAGCAACCAGUGACUAGCAUUUAUUCAUACUGAAUAGAAUGUGUUUUAAAUAAUUGUGCCAACUGCCAGGAAUUUAUUGAAAUUAGAAUUCUUCUAAAAACUUCUUUGUUUGUCCUUCGCUCGGUCUGACGUAAUUCCAUCCCUCCGGCGAAGUUUUGUUCUAACUGAAUACUUUUGUUACACGUAAAUUUUGCAGAUUUGAUAAAGUCUAACAAUUCCUUGCUUGUUUGUUCCAAUUUUUCCAAUAUUAGCCAAAUACUAAAAAUGUUAUAAUUACGAGUGUUAGUUGACCGUUCUUCAACUCUUCAAUGCCGUGGGCCGAACUAUCAAAAAUAGUUGCGAGUUCUUAACUCCGUCAGCCAAUCACUGACUGCUGUGAAACCAACCGAUCAUAGACGGGAAAUCGGCUGCUACGUGUACUUAGACCGCUAUGUGUACUUAGGUAGCUACAUGUACUUGAGCGCGUUUUGAUAGUACGGCCCUAGGGAUGCCAUGCGAUGUAUGCGCAGUGGAUUUAAUGACUGGCCCUCAGGUUGUGGUGGGCGCUUGUAGUGGCAUUAUUUUAAUUAAUAUUCUGUUGUCACGAGUGUUCAGAGAGUUUUUGCUUGCUCGUGCUGAAUCCUUUGCAUUUCAGAAAUCAAAAUACGCCAUUACUUAGGAGCCAACUUUGCAAACAGAGUUUCUUCUUAAGAGUAAUAGUUAAAGUAUUGAACGAAUAGGACGUUUCUUAUUUGUGAAUUCGAGAAACUUGAUAAACUCGCUGAAGAUAAUUUUUUUUGGAUAUUAAUUGAUAUUUAUGUUUGAUAUCAAGUAAUUAUUUGUUAUGUUUGUGCUACUCUGUGUGCCUCUUGUCCAUUCCAUUCUCCGUGUCUAACAUCUUCCAAGAUUGUAACCUUAGAAAGUAUUUUAUAAAUAGCAUAUUUCAUAUUCGUUGUGAGCGUAUCGUAGUUGAUCGUACGUACUUCCCUGUUUUAAUCGCGGUUUGAUGUUACGUGAAUUAAUUAACAUUCUUGAUGUAAAAGGACGACAGCGCGCUUGGUAGAUUUUUGUGAUCCUACUGAGAUCGGAGGCGCCUCAACCCAAAGCACCGUUAGCACAAAUUGAAAAUUUCUUGCCUUUUUUCCAGAAGGGUUCUGUAAUAUCACUUUCUUCAUUAAAUGUUAUUGAAGAAACUAUAUUACACAUUUAUCAAAAACUUGGUAUAAUACUAGUAUUCCAACAUCGCUCAAAUUAUUUGCGGACAAUGUAACUUUAUUAUUAUAAACGUUUGGCAUAUCCUUAAUUGUUUCUUGAAAGAUUUCGUCUCCUAUAAAGCUUAAUCUGAGGGACUGCAUAAAUGUCAGCAAUAUGUUUUUUUUUUCAGGAGACGUGUUAUUAAUAAGGUAAAUGAUACGGCGCUAGGCCUGAUAGCGAGUGAUAUUUUAGUGUAUCAUUUUGCAAGUCAGAUACACGCUUGAACAUCAAGCAUCUCAGGCAAUACAAAGCCCGUAUAUUUUGACUCGCGAAGAGACAAAUUGCAAAUAAUUGGACUAGCAAUCUCUAAAAGGAAAAUAUUAUUGUCAGUUUGAAACUCAUUAUAGUUUCCAACUCGAGUUAAUAGUCAUAGUCUUUUAUCAAGAACAGCGCGGUUCCAUACAAUCGAGCUCCAGACUGAGCCUUUGUACUCACGAAGUCGAGUGUCGUCUUUUAAUUUGUAUUUGUAUUUAAACCAACCCUUGGCUGAGAUUACUAGAAUAGGCCAUACUUUUUCCAAGUUGCUUUAAUGCGUGUACUUAACUUAUUGUAUUAAACUAUAGAUCUCUGUACGAGUAAAUCCAUUAAUAUUAUACUAACUCAUGCCAUUUGUACCAACGUUUGAACUUUUGACAAUAAAAUUUACAAGCCAACUACGA